AUUUCCCUAACUCACCAUUGCAUCAGAACUCGAGUUUUCUUCAGCAUACCACAUUUACUUCUAAACCAUUCAAAAUGGCCCGUACCAAGCAAACAGCCCGCAAAUCCACAGGUGGGAAGGCACCAAGGAAGCAGCUAGCCACCAAGGCUGCCAGAAAGUCAGCUCCGGCGACUGGAGGAGUGAAGAAGCCUCACCGAUUCAGGCCUGGAACUGUUGCACUCAGAGAAAUCAGGAAGUAUCAGAAGUCUACUGAGUUGUUGAUAAGGAAGCUUCCUUUCCAGAGGCUGGUGAGGGAAAUUGCACAGGAUUUCAAGACAGAUCUGAGAUUCCAAAGCAGUGCUGUGGCUGCUCUACAAGAGGCCGCUGAGGCUUACCUUGUUGGGCUCUUCGAAGACACCAAUCUCUGUGCCAUUCAUGGUAAGAGGGUUACCAUUAUGCCAAAAGACAUUCAGCUUGCUAGGAGGAUUCGUGGAGAAAGGGCUUAGGAACAAGCUUGUUAGUGUUUAUCUGUCUAAUGUUCUGUUGUUGGGAUUCUAGGGUUUAGGUGGUUUACUAGUAUUCUGGAUCUAGUCAAUGAAAUUUGUACUUUGUUUUUUGUUCAAUUAAUCUUGCCCUUACAUCUGCCUGUUAUUUGCCCAAAAUUGAAGAUUGAAGCACUACUUGGUGUGGAUAUUAAUAGAAAUAUUACAUAUCAUAAUAUUGA
Lycium barbarum (goji berry) is the source of this 703-nucleotide messenger RNA. RefSeq names its product histone H3.2-like. Gene Ontology annotation, molecular function: structural constituent of chromatin; protein heterodimerization activity; DNA binding. Gene Ontology annotation, cellular component: nucleosome. Bases 75 to 485 code for a protein of 136 amino acids. The record is from RefSeq and is a predicted model, not a curated record. Lineage: Eukaryota; Viridiplantae; Streptophyta; Magnoliopsida; Solanales; Solanaceae. The transcript has a single exon.